This is a messenger RNA of Aedes aegypti (yellow fever mosquito), 2162 nucleotides long. RefSeq names its product protein rolling stone. The transcript has 7 exons. Gene Ontology annotation, cellular component: membrane. Bases 988 to 1884 code for a protein of 298 amino acids. The record is from RefSeq and is a predicted model, not a curated record. Lineage: Eukaryota; Metazoa; Arthropoda; Insecta; Diptera; Culicidae.
GGGCAGAGCUUCCUCCGAUUAGUUCCCGCUCAACGCUCAACGUGUUCGGUUCGGUUCGCAGUCUUAACCAGUCACCGCCUUUUUUUGUUUGUUUCUUCCUUGGACAAUCGGUUCAUCGAUAUACGCGAAAAUUCAAAACAAAGUGGCGCUGGUGAAGCCGCGCAGUGCAUCAUUGCUCUUUGAUUGCAACCGGUGCGUUUUUAUUCACAUUGAAUGGAAAAUUUCUUCUAGCGGCAAUUCUACGCAGCCUACCCGGCUUAGUGUGGAGUGUGAAAUAUUUAAUAGUCGAGGUUCAAGUGCACAGCAGAUUACCAACCGCAAAGCGCUUUUUAGAGGCGAUUUUGGGCAGCCCCGUUCGCCGGUGACGAUCGAUCGUAAGGAACCACUCCGAGUGAUAAAUAUUGAAUCCGACGCGGGAAAACCUCGUGUGUUAUGUGAGCUUCGCAAUUUUUCAGAAGGAAAGCAAUCAAUCAAAUCGAGUGCAUUUACGAGAGUUUGCAGUGGUGGUGCGUCAAAUUGAGCAAGUACCCCUCCGAGGACGUGCGUAAGGUGUUCGAAAAGUGAUUUUUAAAUAAAGACACGCACGUGAAUAACGGCGCUUUAUGAGGUGUGCAGGCCAAUUCAAGCUAAAGCCAUUUAACGUUGAUUGACGGAAAACAUCGAAACCGGUGGCAUCUGAAGAGCUUACCAAUAGGAUAUUGUUCGCACGGUAGCAGUUUUUUUUUUCUUAACUUGAAAGUCCAGCCAGCAUUCCCCACGUUACCCCCGCCAGUUCGGCGCGAGUUUAGUGCUGUUCACUGAAUCGUAUGUUUUCGUUGUCAUCGUUUGCUGGCAGUGGUCCUAAUUCGGUAGAGAAAACAAAAAUAAUAAUUAAGCAAUUUGGCGGAGCACUAUUUGUCCGGUGACAAGUUUGUGAACACGCGAAAGUGUGUGCCCCCUUGCCGCGGAAGUGAGAAAAACAAACAGAAAAUAGCAACAACAACAAAAAUGAAGAAUAAAUUUACGAGUGCAUGCAAAGAUGAGCUGGGUUUGCGGAACUGCGGAAUGGGGCACAUGCCGGCCGAAGAGUUUGUCAAAUCACAGUGGCAAUCGCGUACAAAGUCAACCUUCUUCCUGCUCUACCGGCUCUCGUUGGCGGUGUUCUUCACGGCUGUGGUCAUCAACUCCAUCGUCGUCAGCGUUAGCACCGAAGAUUGGGCCAAAUAUUUCAUCUACCUUACGCACUGGGGCAUCAUGAUGUGCAUGGGAACGACCGUCUUGGGAGCCAUUCUAGUCACCCGCUGGUACUUCCACCCGGAGUUCUCAGAUAAAAUUUGCAACAGCGAGGAAAUGCCACGUGCCUUCAAGAUCUACUGGAUGAUGCAUAAUAUUACGUUGAUCGUGUCGAUUUGCAUCACUAUCAUCUACUGGGGAAUACUGCACAACGAUGAAAUGCCCGUCGAUGCCAACAACAUCCUCAUCCACGCCGCCAACUGCAUGUUCAUGUUGAUCGAUCUCAUCAUCGUGGCCUAUCCGGUGCGAAUUUGGCACGUGGUGCAACCGAUCUGCUUCGGGCUGCUCUACUGCAUCUUCUCGGUGAUCUACUACCUGUGCGACGGUACCGACAAAAAAGGCCGUCCAUACAUCUACAACGUGCUGGAUUGGCGCACACCGAACAAGGCUAUGGUGACCGUUGUGGGGACGAUUGUGCUGGCCAUCAUCAUCCACGUGCUGAUGUUCUUCCUGUACAAAUUCCGAAGUUUCCUGUACUCGCGUUGGUUCAACCCGAAGACGAUUCUACCGACCAACUCCACCAUCAACCUGCAGCAGGGCAAAUCCUGUGACGGCAUCUCCAUGGUUUAUGGCAACGAUAAUCGCGGCUUCACUAUCACUGAGAAAUAUUAGAAAUAUUGCGCUAAUGCUGGCAGUAGUUGGCGGGGAUUCAGGGGAAUUAGUGCACAAACAAAUAUAAAUAUAAUUUUAAUGUGUGACGCGAGUGAAUGCGAGAGUAUAAGUGAGUUGAAUUAAAUUCAAAAACGAGUAAAGGUAAAAGUGCAUCUGUGAUUAGCAGUAUGAGAAACGAAGAACAAAAACUAAUAUAAGGAGUAUUAUGGUGAAGCAACAAAUUAUUAUGUAGUAACACCGAUGACAAGUAUUGAAAACAAUAAAAAUAUGCAGAAAAA